Messenger RNA from Spizellomyces punctatus DAOM BR117, 3043 nucleotides. RefSeq lists its product as uncharacterized. Gene Ontology annotation, cellular component: t-UTP complex; 90S preribosome; small-subunit processome. Gene Ontology annotation, biological process: maturation of SSU-rRNA from tricistronic rRNA transcript (SSU-rRNA, 5.8S rRNA, LSU-rRNA). Lineage: Eukaryota; Fungi; Chytridiomycota; Chytridiomycetes; Spizellomycetales; Spizellomycetaceae. The record is from RefSeq and is a predicted model, not a curated record. The transcript is spliced from 3 exons. The annotation marks the transcript as partial. Gene Ontology annotation, molecular function: protein binding; RNA binding.
UAUGGACACAGACCCACCGGCCGGCUCCUCUUCAGGUCGCCUCCUGCAGGUUCAUCGUUGUCGAGUUGUAAACUACUCUCCGGCAGGUAUUGUAAGUCUAGCGGUGACCCCCGAAGCGACCAAAUCCGAACCGCACACGGGGAAGCGCCGUGUGGUGUUGGCCUGUGCAAGAAGCAAUGGAGACGUAGAAUUGUGGAAUCCAAAGGGGCAGGGUUGGUUCUUGGAAAGGACAAUCCCCGGGUCACCAAAUUCUGCGGUAGAAACUGUGUUGUGGAUUCACCAGACCGCCAUUGAUCCCGAAACGACAAAUGACAGCGACUUUGAUUCCCAGGAAGAGCGUGCUGCUUAUGUUCGGGCCCUUCGUGCUGCUCCACCAAGACUUAUCACUGCAGGCCUGGAUGGCCGUAUCGUGGAAUGGGAUACGAUUUCGCUGCGUCCCCGCCAGAUUGCCGAGCCCGGAGGUGGGGCUGUGUGGUGCGUUGCCGUAAAUCAGUCACAUACACGAUUGGCAGUUGGAUGUGAGGAUGGUCACGUUCGAAUCCUGGAUGUCACCGACGGUAGAUUGGAAUUUACCAAACUGCUUGAAAAGGCUCCUACCAGAAUACUGUCCAUUGCAUGGCAUCCUGCUGGCCAGUACGUUGUGGUCGGCGGCGCCGAUAGCAGUAUCAGGAAGAUAGAUGUGCGGACUGGACAAAUAGUACAAAGGUUGACCACGGAUACGCUACCGGGCGAAGAGACGAUUGUAUGGGACCUAAAAGUGCUGCAGGAUAGUACCAUCAUCAGUGGUGACUCCAUGGGCAAAGUCACAUUCUGGGACUGGAAGUCAGGAACACCUGUCAGAUCUGUGAAGGCGCAUGGUGCUGACGUGUUGUGUUUGGUAGCUAAUAAGGCGGGGACAAAAGUCUGGAGUUCGGGCGUUGAUCGUAAAGUCGUGCAAAUCAGUCUGAUCGAGCUUGGAUCCACCGCACCUGUCGCCAAGUCACCAGCACGCGAGGGAAAAAAGAACAUAUCAAAACAUUCUAAGCAAAGUGGAAGUAAGAAUUGGGUGGUAUCUGGGGAAAAGCGUUAUCACUCGCAUGAUGUACGCGCACUCUCACUGCUUGAGGGACGACCGUACGAUGCGCUUGUCUCUGGUGGGGUGGAUAGCACCCUAGUGGUCUCAAGCCCCCUUACCGAGUUCCCUUAUUUGAAGCAAUACCGCAUGCCAACCUUUCCUCACCGUCCCAUUAUCCAAAUAACGCGAAGGACCAGAUUCCUCCUUGCCCGCUUCUCAGAUCAUGUUAAACUCUGGCAACUUGGGCGUGCCCUCCCCCUGCAGCGUCCGCCAAGCGCGUUGGACAACUACGAAAGACUUGAACACCAACCUGAAAAGCUCCUUCUCAACAUCAAACCAAAGUGCGCAACGAAUCUCACGUCUAGCGCAAUAUCUGAAAAUGGGCACUGGAUCGCUGUGUCGGAUAUGCAAUCCGUAAAGUUGUUUAGAGUUCAAACAAGCGGUCACAACGGCUUGCCUCGCGUUCGAAGAGCCAAGACCUUUCCGUCUUCUGCAGAAGGUCCUAUUCGAGGCGCACACGCACUGUGCUUCACUCCCGAUUCAAUGCGGCUGAUUGUUGCUGGCUCCGAUUCGGUGGUCUACGUGGUGGAUCUUAGUCAAAGUCGCGACGACAUUUUCGGGAUCGUAAAGACAUUUGAGGCACACCGGGGCGACGAGGCCAGCGAGAUGGAGGUGCAAGCGGAUGGUGAUGCCAUGGAUGUAGAUGGAGAUAGUGUACCAACCAACAGUGCAGGAAAGUUGGUGACAGGGGGAGAAAGGGAAAUGGUUGCAACCCUGGCAGUAAGCGGAGAUGGACAAUGGCUCGCCAGUGGAGAUUUAUUGAAUCGCAUCCAUGUUUUUAACCUCGAUUCUUUAAAGCAUCACGCAACACUACCCAUAUUCUCAUCCCUCCACACAUCGCUCACAUUCCAUCCGUCAUCACCCACUCUUAUCGUCACAUGUACAUCUAAUGAAUUUUUCCUCUACGACUGCGAGGAAGCCACCUUGACAGAUUGGUCACGCGAAUAUUCCCAUAGACUACCCUACCGAUGGCUUCAAAGAAAAGAAGUCGUGAUGGGUGUCGGGUUUGACCCAAAACGGCCAGCAGUGGUGACUCUGUGGGGAGCUACGCAUCUCUGCUUUGUGGAUCUAGAAAAACCAAUGGGACCACGGGACGCAGUGAUAUCUGUGCGACGUCGAAAGCUGUUACAGUAUCGCGCAAAGAAGUUACACGGCGGUUCCCAAAAGAUUCCCAAAGCUGCAGAUGACGUUAGCGCUGCGAUGGAUAAAGGCAUGGUGGAUCACGAACUAGCUGAGCUUGAGCGGCGAGAAUUUGAGAAGCGACGCAAAGCUGCUGCACGAGAGAUUGCCAAAGCAGCCAACGGACUUACCAACGGUGUCGGUAAAAAGAACCAAAACAAAGACACGACAAGCUCCGACGAUGAGGAAGAAGACGAAAGUCAGCACGCGGUUGAAAACGGUGUUAUCCUCAUUGAUAGCGGAAGUGAGCAUGACGAAAGUGGCGACUUGGAGGAGGAGGACGAAGGAGACGGCAUACCCAUUGUCAAUGGCAUAGAUCACGACAACGACACGCAGGCAACAGCUCGAGCAGGCACGAAACGACAGCACAGCGAUUCAAACGGCAAAGUAAGCGGGCCAACCAAACUCGCUGCUAAUACUUUCAGCGAGAGUUUCCAAAUGGAGCAUCGGUAUAGUCCAUUGAUGGGGUUGGGCUAUGUGGGUGACAAUGAAUUGGUCGUAGUGGAGCGACCUGUUCUCAGCGUCCUUCAGAGUUUGGGUGUUGGAGGAUACUACAAGCACAAGUAUGGUACUUAGGAUGAUGAGGAGAUUGUUUACAGCAUGUAGAUUAACAGAUUUGGCUAUUUUUUUGAUACUCUGCGUUGAGGCUGUUGAAUUUUUUUUUGUUUUUCUCUCGAGGAGUAGGAGGGACAGGGCUUUGUUUAUUAUUUUUAUUCAAUACAAUGUGAAUAACUUACACGCAUGCAAACA